AUGCCUGAACAUCGAAGGUUCCUACGUUUUUUCUGGUAUAAGGAGAACAAUCCUGAACUUUCGCUCAUAGAGUACCAGAUGAGAGUCCAUGUAUUUGGUAACCGGCCUUCGCCUGCGGUAGCCACAUACGGAUUGCGAUAUGCUGUGCGAGGUGCAGAUAAGGAUGUUCGGGAACAUGUACACAGGGACUUCUAUGUGGACGACGCUUUUAUCUCACUUCCUUCUCGGGAGAAGGCCAUCAGUCUUCUAGCACGGACCCAGAAGGUUCUUCAGGAUGAAGGUGACAUAAGGCUUCACAAGAUAGCCUCAAAUGACAUUGAGAUCAUGAACGAGUUCCCAAAGGAGGAUCUUAGUAAGGACCUUAAGGAUCUAAAUUUCGAGGAAGACAACUUACCUCAACAACAGAGUCUUGGAUUGAAAUGGGACCUACAUUCAGAUGUGUUCCAGUUCUCAGCCCCUGAGACACAGAGACCCUUUUCGAGACCGGGGUUACUUUCAGCCAUGAACUCUGUAUAUGACCCAUUGGGUUUUCUAGCCCCUUUCUCAGUCAGUGGGAAAAUGCUACUUAGAGAAGUUUGUGCCAAGGGAGUCUGCUGGGACGAGGAGCUACCGGCACAUUUUUUAGAGCCAUGGAAUGCCUGGAAUGAUGCUCUCGGUCAGUUGAACGGUUAUGAGGUACCUAGAAUGUUUAUCAAGUCAUCAUUUAGUACAUUGGAGAACUUUAUGGUGUACAUCUACUCAGAUGCGUCCGAAAAGGGCAUAGCUGCUGUGGCCUAUCUUAUAGCAGAUAUGGAGGACAGGAAGGAUAUGGGAUUCAUCAUGGGAAAAGCUAAGGUAGCUCCAAAUAGUGGACACAGUAUACCGAGGCUUGAACUUUGUGGAGCAGUGCUCGGUAUUGAGCUCGGUCAGUGUAUUUCCGAACAUUUAGACAUAAUGCCUUCCGCGAUUAGGUAUUUCAUGGAUAGCAAGGUAGUUCUUGGCUACAUACACAAUAGGACACGCAGAUUCUACACUUAUGUUAGCAAUAGAGUUGCACGUAUACAUGACUUUUCGGAACCAGAUCAGUGGAGUUAUGUUCCGACAAACCUCAAUCCGGCCGACGCGGCUACUCGACCAUCCUUACAGGAUGUGAUUUCAGCUCUGGCUAAAUGGCACCUUCAAGGACCUGACUAA
This is a messenger RNA of Pecten maximus, 1173 nucleotides long. RefSeq lists its product as uncharacterized. Bases 1 to 1173 code for a protein of 390 amino acids. Lineage: Eukaryota; Metazoa; Mollusca; Bivalvia; Pectinida; Pectinidae. The transcript has a single exon. The record is from RefSeq and is a predicted model, not a curated record.